Molecule: messenger RNA, 798 nt
Organism: Anisakis simplex (herring worm)
Lineage: Eukaryota; Metazoa; Nematoda; Chromadorea; Rhabditida; Anisakidae
Source: the annotation of a GenBank genome assembly
AUGACAGCAAGUGCUGAACAGUCAUCGUCGUCACUGAAUUAUAAUACUAGUACUAAUAAUAAUCAUUAUAACAGUAAUAAUAAUGCUAAUAAUAAUAAUGUGAAACGAAAGCAAAUAAAUGAAAAAGCAUUCGACAAUGACAACUCAUUGAUAAUGAAGAUGUCGGUUGAGCAGUGGUCUUAUAAUGAUGUUGCUAAGUGGUUAACAUCGAUUGGCUUUGAGCAUUACGCUAAUUGGAUCGCAUUUGAGCAUAAGAUCGAUGGUGCAACAUUACUAACACUAACAGAACGUGAUCUACGUGAGAAACCAGUUGAAAUGCAAUGCCUUGGUGAUAUUAAACAUUUAUCAAACGCUAUUUCUUCACUUCGAAAUGAAUCUUUUAUCCACUGCUCUAAUUCAAAGUCAAAUUUAUCGACAUGCUCAUCGUCGUGUCAUCUAAACAGUCAUGUUCAUUUACCAUAUGCAAACGAUAUCAACGAAAAUAGUAAUGCUUCAACGCUUUGUGCUGAUCAUCAAGAUGGUUUUGUACCGAUUAUGAAUGUCAAUCAUGGAAUGUACACAGAACCAACUGAAACUUCGGGUAUGAACCUCUCAUCGAGAGAGAACGCUAGUGGUGAAACAAGACUGAUCCAGGUGUUGACCAGGGAGCAUUUGAUACGUCAGACAUAUCCACCUUUGCCGGAUAUAGUGCUCGACAAUUUACCGUUGAUACCGUGGGCAUUCGAAGUUUGUGAAUUAAUUGGAGUUGUAUUGUCGAGUAUUUGGUUUAUUAUUCUGUUCUUCCAUAAACACAGGUAA